Molecule: messenger RNA, 1508 nt
Organism: Sabethes cyaneus
Lineage: Eukaryota; Metazoa; Arthropoda; Insecta; Diptera; Culicidae
Gene: PIG-H
Exons: 3
Coding region: 93-587 (164 amino acids)
Biological process (GO): GPI anchor biosynthetic process
Cellular component (GO): glycosylphosphatidylinositol-N-acetylglucosaminyltransferase (GPI-GnT) complex
Source: RefSeq, a predicted model, not a curated record
UAACAGCGUAUUUUUAUUAACUACGUUUCCCGUGUAAACUUUUAGUGUAUUAUUAUUCUGUCACGGAUCGCAAUCCAUAGUGUUUAACAAUCAUGGUGUUUUAUUGGACAAAUACUGGCAAAAAAAUCAAUGCGCGAAUAGAGCAGAAAUCUCCUAACAUACUACAUUUAUCAAUCGAAAACACAGAGCUCAAUCGCGAGGGUUUACUGCGGUUAAAGCUGGGCUCGAUAAUUCUGAUUAUGUAUGCAUGUUUAAUUUGGACAUUUGAGCGAUCCUGCAACGUUAUGUGGGCUCACGGAUUUUUUGCAUUGCUACUAUUGAUAAUUUCUUUAAGUUGCAUCAAAAUAGUAAGAGGCGAGCGUCUGGUCUUAGUUAAAGAUUUUGCCUUGCAAUAUUCAACACACUUUAUGACUGGAGGUACAAAAACUGAACUGAUUCCAAUCAAACACAUUCAUGACGUGGUUAUCAAUGAAAUAUUCUGUAAUAGUCGUCGCAGAACCAGUACUAUAUCAAAUUUUUGUGACGCAAUGAUACUAAAAAGAAUGAUUAAUCACGGUUGUUUUAUAGGAUCAUCACCAAAGCUGUGAGCUGAUGUUGAUCGAGUCCGCGUACGGUUAACGUCACGAAGAAAUUGAAAGCUUUAAUUUAAUAGCAAACCCUUUAGUAAAAACGUUUUUUAAGACAUGGCCCUUCUAUAUCUGUUUUCACUUAGGACCCAUUUCUCGACCGAUUUAACAACAGCCAUAAACAUUUAUUCUGCCUCCAUUAAUAAUAUUUAAGUGAAGCUCAACUUUCUUCGUCCCACCCACCCACUCUGCGGGGGGCGUAAGAAAACAAAAUGUUUGGAAGACUUGUCUGCCGAUGUCUCUUUUCACCGGUUCGAUUAGGUUGUGUGCAAGGGAAAAGUGAGCGCCGCAAUAGCGACGCGAAGAUAAGUUCACGUUAUUUCUACGCUAGGAAUUGUCAACAAACCAGCGAAUUGAAAAUAGAAACUUUGACUCUGCAGUUGGUUAUUAGAGUACAAGACAAAUACGGAGUCUAGUGCAACGAUCCUACUGAUUCUAGCAAGACCUCCCAGUCGGCAUUCAAACGAUGACGACUGGCUUGUUCGAUAAGCAUUGUACCUCAAAGCUAACUGUGACUACUCAGCUUUAAUUUAAAUUUUUAGAAAAAUAUAUAUGUUAAUCACUCCCAUGGAUAGGUGGUUUGAAGUGUAGGGUAACCAACCUAUUUUGUAAUGUAAUGCAAAUGUAAUGUAAUGUUAUGCAAAAUAAUCCAGAUUUAUCAACAAUAAUUCAGAAUGAGUCUAUUAAUCUGAAUAAGUUUGAUUUAAACGGAGAGUCGAUAUAUUUAACUGUAUGCAGCGUUGGGCUCCGCUAAUUCGCUGACCGAUACAAUUUGCUAGAUAAUCGUGGAAAUUUCGCUAAUCACUAAUCGCAAACUGCAAAUUAACAGUCACUAUUUAUUUUUGAACAUAUCGCAACAACUUGCAUCUAUCACUGUAAAAA